GAACCCAGUGAUCUCAACAAAAAGCUGUGUUUCUACAGCCUUUCUCUUUCUCUUAAUCUACACAUUCCAUUAGCAUACUCGCCACAGAAAUCUCUACUUGAACGAAAUUCAUAAAUUUUGAAGAAGGAAUACGCAAAAAUAUCAUGUCCAAAACAAACCUUCCCUCCACGCUCGCCAUCCUAUCAACGCUGCUCCCCCUUACAUCCACCGCCCUUCCAACCCCCACCAUCGCUAUCCCGUCAACCCUUACCUCCUUCCCUACAACCAUUACAAAAACAAAGUGGACAACAUACUCCACUAAGACGGAAUAUCCGAACCCGGGUCUUCCCUUGUUCUCGCAAGAGGAGUGGGUAGAUACGACGAUAGCCGCCGUGUACGAGCCGUGGCUGAGUGCGCCGACCUCAUUUCCAUACACGCUGGUCCGGAUCAGCGAGACGACGGCAAUGAACGAGCUGAGGGUGACGACGGAAUGGCAUCGCCCGGCGACGACGCUUAGUUUGCUGACGAAUUCAUGGACGGUGAAGGAGACGCUUGUCAUUGGGGGUUGAGGAGCGGGGAUGAUGGACGGUUUGAAGUGCUCGGUUCAUCAGGUAUCGGAGUAGGAAGACUUUUCCUGCCGUAGGGAGGGCUCAUGGUGACAUGCAGGCAUGCACGAUGCUCUGCAGAGGGGAAGAAAAUGCAAUGGAAAAGCUUCGUCCAAAGGAAACUCAAGGAUGAGAUUGUUCAUAUAAUUUCCUGUUGUCUCCAAGAUGCACUAGGGACCGCGUUUU
Molecule: messenger RNA, 770 nt
Organism: Paraphaeosphaeria sporulosa
Lineage: Eukaryota; Fungi; Ascomycota; Dothideomycetes; Pleosporales; Didymosphaeriaceae
Exons: 1
Coding region: 144-548 (134 amino acids)
Source: RefSeq, a predicted model, not a curated record